Molecule: messenger RNA, 2602 nt
Organism: Oryctolagus cuniculus (rabbit)
Lineage: Eukaryota; Metazoa; Chordata; Mammalia; Lagomorpha; Leporidae
Source: RefSeq, a predicted model, not a curated record
AGGCCAGGGGGUUGGCGGUGCCGUGUCAUGGAGGUUCAGUCUCUGAGCAGCCAUUGAAGGGGAAGGAACUGCGGCUCCGUGUGUGUGCGUGUGUGUGUGUAUGUGUGUAUGUGUGCGAGCGUGUGUGUGCGCGCGCGGGUGUGUGGACAAGGAGGUGGGGGCAGCUGAGUUAGAGUCCCAACUCCUUGGACUCCAUUUGCUAUUCUUUUCUUUCUCCUUCACACCUAUCUGGUGGUAGUAGGCGUUUAUAUUUGCAUUUCUUUUCAUUCAUUUCCAAAUCUUUAAAAAUUUUUUAGGGUUGGGGGUAGUGGGAAAGGCAGGAAAGGGGUAGGGAGGAGAGUAGUCGCAGAAGAGCAGGAGGAGGACAUGGAGAUGAAGAAGAGGAUUAACCUGGAGUUAAGGAACAGAGCCCCGGAGGAGGUGACAGAGUUAGUCCUUGAUAACUGCCUUUGUGUCAAUGGGGAGAUUGAAGGUCUGAAUGAUACUUUUAAAGAACUGGAGUUUCUGAGUAUGGCUAAUGUGGAACUCAGUUCUUUGGCCCAGCUUCCCAGCUUAAAUAAACUUCGAAAGCUGGAACUUAGUGACAAUAUAAUUUCUGGAGGCUUGGAAGUCCUGGCAGAGAAAUGCCCAAAUCUUACCUACCUCAAUCUGAGUGGAAACAAAAUCAAAGAUCUCAGUACGGUUGAAGCUCUGCAAAAUCUUAAAAAUUUGAAAAGUCUUGACUUGUUUAACUGUGAGAUCACAAACCUGGAAGAUUACAGAGGAAGCAUUUUUGAACUGCUGCAGCAAAUCACAUACUUGGAUGGGUUUGAUCAGGAGGAUAACGAAGCCCCAGACUCUGAAGAAGAGGAUGACGAGGAUGGUGAUGAAGAUGAUGAUGAAGAAGAAGAUGAAGCCGGUCCACCUGAAGGAUUUGAGGAAGAGGAGGAAGAAGAAGAGGAGGAUGAGGAUGAGGAUGAGGAUGAAGCAGGCUCAGAAGUGGGAGAGGGAGAAGAAGUGGGCCUCUCAUACUUAAUGAAAGAUGAAAUUCAGGAUGAAGAAGAUGAUGAUGACUAUGUCGAAGAAGGGGAAGAAGAGGAAGAUGAAGAAGAAGAGUGUCUUCGAGGGGAGAAGAGGAAACGAGAUGCUGAAGACGAUGGAGAGGAAGAAGAUGACUAGAUCAUUCUGAGACGGAGGCCCUAAUGUUCCUGGGUGUGCAAUGGAGUGAUCAGUUCUUCCUCUGUUUCUCUGUGUACAAUAGCUGUCCCUUCAGAAGAGAUUGUGUAACUUUUUAUAGGAGAAGUUUGGUUUUACUAUUUUUGCCUUAUCAUUCCAAAUAAGAGUUACUAGUAUGUUAAUGAUCAUAUUGUAUGUAGAGAAUAAUUUUCAUUGGCCCCUAUUGUGAAAUUCCCUAGCAGUUUAUUUAGAAUCUUAAUUUCUCUAAUUCAGGCUCACUGUAUUAGUCAUUUUUAGCUCAUAAUUAAAACAUGAUCGCUUUUACACAGGUGUAGUUUGGUGCAUUUCAUUCAUAAGGUUUUAAAGUUAUUUAUAAAUUAACUAAGAUUACAGUCAGUUGUAAUAUGAAAUAACAGUCGUUGCUUGAAUAAGCUGGUUAUUUUUUUAGAGGUGAUCCAGAGAUCUUCAGUUGAAGGAAAUGGCUUGUUUUUGGGCUAAGGACAUUUGCGUGCUUUCUCUGUCACAAGAGUAACUUGGAAAGGAGGAGCAGAAUAGUAAAGGUUCUACUCAGCAGUCUAGUUCAUGGGUUGUGUGGAGGUUCUGUUCAAUAAUGUAGUCCGUGGGUUUGUUGGGACUGAUAAGAUUUUAUCUUUGAAGGAAGAGUCGCUCAUACUAAACCUAUAGUCCUGCAGGCGAGCCCUCUCCUCAGGCUGCAGAUCACAACAUGCCAGCGCUUGGCUAGUGUUUUGCUUCUAGCUGUGAGCAUUCUUUUCCUCUCAACAGUUCCUUUAUGAUCACCUUCUUUCAAUGUGUUGCUCCCUCCUUUAUCCCAAAAUAAAGUAGGAAACUUGUGGAGAUACCCAGGAAAACUUCUAGUUUUAAACCUUACCUCCCUUUUCAGACCUGAGUUUUAAACAAGGAAAGGAAAAGAAAUGGACUGUCUUCAGAGGCACAGAUAUUAUUAUUGCUAUGAUUUUAUGCAACAAGCUGUGCUUAGGUCUUUCUUGGUUGACAACACCUCAGACUGCGUUUCCUGACUGAUCACAUGUGAGACUGUAUUAGGGGAUGAAGAGAGAAAAGCAGCAGAGGCGGCUUUGGGGAGCACAUUAGUGCUCUAAGAAGUCAGAAAGUUGCCUGUUGAUCAUUAUGAUGUGUUCAAGUGAAACUUUUAACUUGGCUUCUCAAAUGAUUUGCAUACCAUUCUACAAAGUAUUGAUAAUACUGAGUAGAACCUUUAAUUAUUUUUCCUAUAGUUUUAAAGCAUUGUGGAUGUGGAUAUGGCAUUUAAUUGAAAUACACUAGGCAGCUGGAAAAUCUUUUAAACUAAAUUGAUACUAAAGUUGACUUGCUUUCAAGUGGAUGUCCAUUAAAAAUACAAAAAAUCUGGGAUAAGUGUGAGUGUUUGUUUCCUUACAUGGCUACUAAAUAAAGUUCACUGAGUAGACGA